Messenger RNA from Lolium rigidum, 1986 nucleotides. RefSeq names its product WD40 repeat-containing protein HOS15-like. Gene Ontology annotation, molecular function: transcription corepressor activity; protein binding. Gene Ontology annotation, cellular component: histone deacetylase complex. Lineage: Eukaryota; Viridiplantae; Streptophyta; Magnoliopsida; Poales; Poaceae. The coding region runs from base 65 to 1738 and encodes 557 amino acids. The transcript has 2 exons. Gene Ontology annotation, biological process: regulation of transcription by RNA polymerase II. The record is from RefSeq and is a predicted model, not a curated record.
UUUCCUUCCUUCUAUCCUACCCGAGUCCCGUCUCCCCCGCUGCCGCCGCCGGCGUGCUCCGACGAUGGGGGCGAUCACCUCGGCGGAGCUCAACUUCCUCGUCUUCCGCUACCUCCAGGAGUCCGGUUUUGUUCAUGCCGCGUUUACUUUAGGGUAUGAAGCAGGGCUUCAUAAAGGUGGGAUAGAUGGAAAUGUUGUUCCCCCUGGUGCUCUUAUCACUGUCGUGCAGAAAGGCCUCCAGUACAUAGAAUUAGAAGCAAAUACUGAUGAAAAUGAUGAAGAAGCUGAGAAGGAUUUUGCCCUUCUGGAACCUCUUGAAAUCAUCACAAAAGAUGUUGAAGAGUUGCAACGGAUUGUGAAGAGGAAAAAAAGGGAGAGGCUUCAGAUUGACCUUGACAAGGACAAGGGAAAGGAGAAAGAAUGCAUGAUCGAGGAACAUGAACAUCGUCUUGCAGGUGAACGGGAGAGAGAGCGCCACGGCAAAGAAAAAGACAAAGAGAGGGAAAAAGACAGAACCGAAAGAGACAGGGUGGAAGAGAAGGAGAAGGAAAGGGAAAAACAGAACACAGAGCGCAUUGAUAAGUUUAAGCCUGAAGAGGAUUCCCUUGCCAGUGCAGGUCCUACACCAAUGGAUGUAACUACAACUCCUCAGGAAAUUCUUAGUGCGGAUGUAACCGUCUUGGAAGGACACAGUUCGGAGGUGUUUGCUUGUGCAUGGAGCCCAACCGGCUCCCUUCUAGCUUCUGGCUCAGGAGACUCAACUGCUAGAAUUUGGACAAUUCCUGAUGGUCCAUGUGGUUCCAUUCAACCAUCUCCUGCAAGUGUUCAUGUUCUAAAAAAUUUCAAGGGCAGGACUAACGAGAAGAGCAAGGAUGUCACCACGCUUGACUGGAAUGGGGAAGGAACACUGCUAGCCACGGGCUCCUAUGAUGGGCAGGCAAGAAUAUGGAGUAGAGAUGGGGAGUUGAAGCAGACUUUGUCCAGACACAAGGGACCUAUAUUUUCUCUGAAAUGGAAUAGGAAAGGCGAUUGUCUCCUAAGCGGCAGUGUGGACAAAACUGCUAUUGUGUGGGAUACAAAGACAUGGGAGUGCAAGCAGCAAUAUGAAUUUCAUUCAGCUCCAACACUAGAUGUCGAUUGGCGAAACAAUAGCUCUUUUGCAACAUGCUCAAAUGACAACAUGAUCUACUUUUGCAAGAUUGGGGAUCCACGCCCAGUUAAAACAUUCAGCGGCCACCAGAAAGAAGUUAAUGCUAUCAAGUGGGAUCCAACUGGUUCUUUGUUGGCAUCUUGUUCUGAUGAUUGUACUGCAAAGAUAUGGAGUGUGAAGCAGGACAAAUGUGUGUAUGAUUUUAAGGAGCAUAGUAAGGAGGUAUACACCAUUAGAUGGAGCCCAACAGGUCCAGGAACAAGCAAUCCCAAUCAACAGCUGCUUUUGGCGAGCGCGUCGUUUGACUCGACUAUCAAGCUAUGGGAUGUUGAGCAAGGACACCUUCUGUACAGCUUGGCUGGCCACGUGCAGCCAGUUUAUUCUGUGGCAUUUAGCCCUAAUGGCGAGUACCUGGCCAGUGGGUCCCUGGACCAAAGCCUGCAUAUAUGGUCCGUCAAAGAAGGCAGGAUCGUGAAGACCUUUAGAGGGAGCGGUGGCAUUUUUGAAGUGUGUUGGAACAAGGAAGGCAGCAAGUUAGCAGCCUGCUUCUCCAACAACACCGUCUGUGUCAUGGAUUUCAGGAUGUAGCUUCACUGGAAGCUAAAGUAGGAAAGGCAUGAUAAGCAUUGAUUUCAGAAUGCAGUUUCACUGAAAUGUAUUAAGCUGCAAAGCUAGAAUGUCUGUUCUUUCCAUUAGUGGGGCACUGCUAGCGUGCUCUAGGUGUCAGAUGACUUUAUAUUUUGCUUGUACAUGGGUUUUCUGUCGUUAUGGUCGGAGCUAAUGCACUCUUGCUAUGCUUUAUUACUUUAGUAUAUUUCCUGUCAUUAUGGUCUGAA